Molecule: messenger RNA, 717 nt
Organism: Aphanomyces astaci
Lineage: Eukaryota; Oomycota; Saprolegniomycetes; Saprolegniales; Verrucalvaceae
Exons: 2
Coding region: 1-717 (238 amino acids)
Source: RefSeq, a predicted model, not a curated record
AUGUCACAUUUCUUUUCCCCCAUAUCCAACAACAACUCUGAAGUACCAACACUCUCGGGACCUUUCGUCAACAUUGUCCGCCGCCGCUGCCUCCUCGUCCUAGGCCGAGGCUGCUGCCCCCAAGACCCGUGUCACCCUCGCCCGUCCAUUGAUGAGAUGGACGAGAUCAUGGCCUUCCUUCGCAACGACGGCAACUCUGUCGACGACUCGAUUGACUUCAUCCAGGCGCGGACGUCAACCUUGGUCGUCGACAUGGGCGCCGCCAACAUCCCUGCGAGUUCGAUUCGCACCUUGUGGGCCUCGAUGCUCCAAGCCACACAGACACCUCUCGUCCACCAGGCCUUGCGGGUGAAGGUGGGCGGCAUCACCCAGCUUAACACGAUCCCUGGCCAACGCGGGGGUUUCGCCUUCUCCGUAACCGAAGAAUGGCGCAAACAACUGUAUGGUCAGCCCAUUAUCAGCGGAGGCAAGUCGUUCGCCUUCGGCAAGGCUCACCCUCUUGAUACCAUAUUCUACCUUGACAUCACCUGCACGCGAUCGACCUUCCCCAUUAAACGCAUGGUUCAAGCUCUGGUCUCACUGGGUACCAAGGUUGUCUACUUUGCCCACGGUGAAAUCACGGAGUACGAGCAGAACUUUAGCACCUGGCGUGUGUACUUCGACAGUGACAACAUCCCAAAACACUGCUUAAAGUGGUGUUCCGCGCACGAUACGUAG